GGUUUUAACGACACAUUUAUAUACUUACGCGAUCGAACCCAAACAACCUCUAUUAUGAAUAAUUCUAACCUUUAAAAAAAAACUGGCAUUCUUUUAAUAAAAGCAACAGCAGCCGUUUCCUGUUCACCGAGGCUCAUCCCCAGCGCACAUAUACAAUAUCACAUGUCACAAACAUUAGUUAUUGGUGAGAAGUCGGAAUGCGGGAUGGUAGCGGUGAAUGUCUAAUAAAACACCAUGAAACUGUGAAGGCUACCAGAUUUGUGUCCAGGGUAUCAGAGCAUGACCGCCCUGUCGAGUUAGUGGAGGGAGACGGGGGGGGCGGGCGGGAUUUCGUGGUAAAUCGGCCGGUCUGCUGUAUGGGACAAUUUAAUCUUUAACAACACAUCGCUUCUGCGUUUAUAAAUACGCUACGCAAACACGCAAUACUUAAUCCGUCUCGUGGAAUAAUGCCGAGAGUUCUCCGAAAGUCGUUUUUUUUCUUCACACGCCGGCGGUACGGUCUCUCUGCUGUAGCGUGAAUCGACUGAGAACUUAACGCUCGGACUAAGACUCCAGCAGCUCGUUACUGCGCUGUCACGUGUACUUGUAUGUAUGUCGACCUUCUUUCGCACCGUACGUCGACACCCGCGCUAAUCGGAGGUACCCCACGGGCCCAAUGCCUCGUCUGUACCAUCUUAAAAAGCGCCAAUUUCCCCUUGUUCGUCUGUUUGCGCUCAAUGUUAAUGUAGGUCGUACAAUAAAUAAGCUCACUCUCUAUGUUCAAUGCAUAGGUUUUGACCAGGUUAGCUACGUGCUAUUUAAGGGCCAUUGCCCAAAAAGUCACCUGUAUACAAUAUAUGUUUUAUCCUUUUAAGCCCACAGUGUUGAUGAAGAAUGUGCCCAGAGCUUUUAUUGUUGUCAUGUGCUUGUGCACCACUGCCAACGCAGCAUCAUCAGCAUCAGCAGGAGCAUCAGCAUCAGCAGCAGGAGCAUCAGCAGCAUCAGCAUCACGUCGCGCGAGUAACGCAGCACGCGAGCGUCGCGCCGGACGAGAACGGCGAUGAAGCCACAGCAACACGCGGAGGCCACCCCGGUGAUGCUCGACCGCACCAUUGGCUUCCUCUAUGGCAUCUUCAUGCAAGUCGGGAUGAUCAUCGGCAGCGGCAUCUUCAUCUCCCCGUCCGGCGUGCUGCGCCACGCGGGCUCCGUGGGGUGGGCGCUGAUGGUGUGGCUGGCCUGCGGCUUCCUCUCCCUGCUUGGUGCCCUUUCGUACGCGGAGCUGGGCACGACGAUCCGCCAGUCUGGGAGCCACUACAUCUACUUGAGAGAAACCCUCGGGACGCUCCCUGCUUUCCUCUUCCUGUGGGUUGAGUUCAUCAUCGUCAGGCCUUCCGUCAUGGCCGUGGUGUUUCUGUCGAUGGGGCAGUACUCGCUGGAGGCGUUGUACUCGCCCUGCGCCGUGCCCCGCAUCGCCGUCAAGCUCCUCGCGAUGGUCUCCAUCUCGUUCGUGGUGUGGGUCAACACGUGGAGCUCGACGCUGUCGCUGCGCGUCCAGUCGUGCCUCUCCGUCAGCAAGUUGGCCGCCCUGGCCAGCAUCAUCGGCGUCGGAAUCGCUCACGUGGCGCGGGGUGAGUCCUCGCCUCUCCGGGUGAAGCCCACCGUCGCACGUUCGCCCCCUAGAACCUCACCCCGGGGCCCAGAGGAACGCUGCUGCUGCUGCUGGGCCAACCCUCCCGACUUCCCCGCAGGGCGGACAGAAUAUUUCGAGAACGCCUUCGACACCGCAGACAGCCGCCCGGGAGGUCUGCCGCUGGCGUUUUACUCGGGGAUGUUCGCCUAUUCGGGGUGGGCUUCCCUGAACUCUGUCACGGAGGAGGUGAAGCGCCCAGAACGCACGAUUCCGGUGGUGAUCUGCGCCUCGCUGGCCAUCGUGACCGUCGCCUACCUCCUCGCCAACGUCGCCUACUGCGCCGUGCUCACCCCGUCGCAGAUCCUCGGCUCCGCUGCCGUGGCCCAGACAUUCGCCGAAAACACCCUGGGCAAUGCGUUCUCGACCAUCGUGCCUCUCUGCGUGGCCCUGUCCUGCCUCGGCGGCAGCAUGGGCUCGUACUUUACAUCACCCAGGUGAGACGUGCACACGCAAAACACCUCGCAACGCGGCCUUCUGCAUUUCGUAUGAAAGACAAUUCCACGUUCCUCUGACGGGACCAAGAUUUUUUUUUAAUCGCCAAUUAUUGUUACUGUUUUUUUUAUCACGAGUGCACGUGCAUCAACCGGGAAAGCCUCACUGAGCCUCACGACACUCUGUCAGGAGGGUCCUGCCAAGUUUUCACAACGUGGUGCCGUAAUUGCACAACUACUUAAUUGGGAUCACACCCAGCAGCAAUCACCGCCCCUACUGGCAGACUAAUGCCCCAGGAGGGACACUCCUGCUAACGAGGCUCCAUCCUGCUGGUCUCUUGAGUUCUCACCACCUAGGUAAACAAAAUAAACUUGAACAUGAUGAUGACUUGGGUAUCUGCUCGGCUGAUUGUCACCGUGCCCUGGAAGUCUUGCAUCUGCCCAUCCCGUACAUCUGAAACCUACACAG
Molecule: messenger RNA, 2569 nt
Organism: Petromyzon marinus (sea lamprey)
Lineage: Eukaryota; Metazoa; Chordata; Hyperoartia; Petromyzontiformes; Petromyzontidae
Source: RefSeq, a predicted model, not a curated record